AUCUCGCACUGUUGCUCUCCCCGUUCGGCUGACUCGGCCGAUCCUCUUUGGUCAGUGUAUAAAAUUUCCAGCCAUUGUCCGGCGAGCGAUCAGUUGUGCUUGAAACUUGAAACCAAAACGAUCGUAGAAUAUCCCGGAAUAAUAACGGACGGUUGAGCCUGUUUUUUGUUUGUAAAAGACCUACAGAAAGCUAAUUGCCAAAAUGACCAUCAACGAGAAAACCCGAUUGCUGCCCAAGGAGUACCAGAAAUCCUACGUGAUCCCGAUGCCCCAGGAGGACCUCAACAACAACACCAACGACAGCAUACUUCAAGAAUAUGACUCGUAUGCCCUGACCAAGGAGGAGCUGGCCAAAUACAUCGAGGAUCCGUUCUGGAACCGGGUCCGCUACAUUUGCUUCUCGCUCUACUGGAUCCUAUGCCUGGCGGCGCUUCUGGCCUCGUGCUACCUAGCCGUAGAAGCCCUGGAGAAUGGAUUCUGCGAAGUGGACGGUCUCGGGAAUGGUUCAACAGUGCUGGCCAACGACACGACACUGAAUCCGACGACUCUGGUUACGGAUCCGACGACAGUGGGAGGAGUCGAUGACGCCGGCGUAGUUCUACGCAUGAUCAGUAGUCAACCGUCCUGAACAGCGACACGCCCUGUGUCGUGGGAAUAGCUCGAAUAAGCUGUGAUCAAGUUUAACCUCAGAUUUUUUUUUAAGUAAGCGACAACGACGACGACGGCUUCGGACGGCAUCGAGAAUCCCUCAAGGAUGAUUCCGUCGAAGCGGAGAAAGUACAGCGUCCUACGACGCAACUAUUUAUUCUAUUGAUGAUACAUCACCGACGCAUGCACCCAUCCGAGUGUAAAUAGUAGAAUUGCAUCCCCCAUUGAUAGGAUUAACCAUUCUGUCGCUUAUCAGCACAGACUCGGGACGGAAAAGCGCUUCUCCGUCCUUAUCAGAUUACCUAUGCGCAUGGUUGCAACUGAAGCACGCACGCAGGUCUUGAUCUUGCUCCCAGAGAACCGGCCUUCGUCGCAUCCGAACCCCCCUUCAGCGAUUGCAGUAGAAGCAGUUCAGCUUGUGCAAGCACAGAACGAAAACACACUGAUGUAAUACCGGAGAGAUGUUGGCUCAGACGAUGCCUCCGUGUAAUCUGUGCCGUCGAAACUCCGGGCGCAGCAUUGACAUCUGUAAUGCAGUGCAGUGCCGUACUGUAAAUAUUGAAGCAAUAAAACAAACAAAUUCGAAAAGAAAA
Molecule: messenger RNA, 1241 nt
Organism: Aedes aegypti (yellow fever mosquito)
Lineage: Eukaryota; Metazoa; Arthropoda; Insecta; Diptera; Culicidae
Exons: 2
Coding region: 203-628 (141 amino acids)
Source: RefSeq, a predicted model, not a curated record